Molecule: messenger RNA, 984 nt
Organism: Suillus subalutaceus
Lineage: Eukaryota; Fungi; Basidiomycota; Agaricomycetes; Boletales; Suillaceae
Product: Gti1/Pac2 family-domain-containing protein
Exons: 5
Coding region: 1-984 (327 amino acids)
Molecular function (GO): DNA binding
Source: RefSeq, a predicted model, not a curated record
AUGGCUUACUAUUCCAAUUCACCUGUUGUCCACAACGGACCUCCGACCCAUCCUGCAUUACAUGUCCGGGAUGCCAAAGAUGCGCACGUUGUCCUCGAGGCCGUGCGUCUCAAUAUGUUACCGUUGAUCAAGCGGCGACUUACUGCUUCAGAAAGAGAGCAGUUAUCUUCCGGGAACGUCUUCGUCUGGGAGGAGGCUGAGAACGAUGGAGGACUCCUACGCUGGACAGACGGGCGUAGAUGGUCGCAAAGUCGGAUGCGUGGUGACUACCUAUUCUACGAGGAGAAGAUGGAGACAACUCAGGAAGAGAAAGAUGCUAAAGCUGCUAUAAGAGCGCUUCGUACUACAGAUCCACUCGCCGUGGCUCCUCCAACAAACAGACGAAAAGAUCGUCCUAAUCGUCCGAAUGGUUUGACGAAACAAACUUACUCCGCAUUAGUCUAUCUUCCGGGCUCAAGUCUCCCGCGUAAAUGGCAUGUCGUUGCAUACUUUACAGGGGAUGACUAUGUUCGACUUCCUGUCAUCGAGAGUUACGAUUACCUUCGAAAUUUGAGGGUUCCCGGUGGCAUCUUUGUCUCCAGCAAAGCCAACGGAUCUCGCACCGAUCGCUUCUCUUAUACUACUGAUGGAAUAGAGCCAUACAAUUCGGCAAGUCAUGGACAUGGCCACCCAAGUCAGUAUUCUAUGCUGCAAGGGGUCCCCCGAGGCCCAAUGUCUCCCGCUUCCUCUUCAUCAUCAAUACCUUUAUCCCCUACCCAGCAUCAUUCAAGACCUCUACCGUCAUCGGGCGCCGCAAUGGGACCUGGACGUGCAGAGACGUCCCUACCUAGCAUUUCGAUCCUGACCGGUCUACAGGACACUCCAGAAUCUCGACAACCUCAUUCCUCACCAUCUGUGCAACUUGGACAUCCCUCUCCAACGACUUACAGCCCCUUAUCCGCAGAAGACAGACGAGUACUCAAUAGCUUUAAAGUCGUGUUAUAG